Molecule: messenger RNA, 1865 nt
Organism: Micropterus dolomieu (smallmouth bass)
Lineage: Eukaryota; Metazoa; Chordata; Actinopteri; Centrarchiformes; Centrarchidae
Gene: msgn1
Product: mesogenin 1
Exons: 1
Coding region: 993-1424 (143 amino acids)
Biological process (GO): mesoderm formation; regulation of transcription by RNA polymerase II
Cellular component (GO): nucleus
Molecular function (GO): protein dimerization activity; DNA-binding transcription factor activity, RNA polymerase II-specific; RNA polymerase II cis-regulatory region sequence-specific DNA binding
Source: RefSeq, a predicted model, not a curated record
GCUGUUUGACAAGCUACAUGUCACUUAGCAUAGCUAGAGAGAGAAAGCACUGCAGCAGAAGUGGACACAGAGGACGCUGAGGCAUUGGUUUUACAACCUGCCAGCGUUGGUCCCCUUGAUCAUGAGUGACACCUUACACACCUUUUCAGACAUGAAAGGUCUGGCAGGAGCUUGGUGACAGCUGCAUCCUCUGCCCAAAUAACAACUGAGCCCCAAUACUGUGCCUUUUCCUAAAGCAACUCCUGAAACAGUUUGUCAGAAUAAUUAUGAUUGUUUUCCAGUGCAAAUCAGUUGGUCUCCCAAAGAGUUGUAAUUUGCUUGUGAAGGAUAUUUACACUUGAAAAACUCAAACAGGAAACAAGAAGCAUUACUCCAGGUAGCAAAUGACAGGAUUUUAAGACUACACAGGCAGCAUAAUUAUUAUAAUUAUUUUGGCCCUUAAUUACAAUGUCUGGAGACAUGGACAAUGAUUGUAGCUGAUUAGGAAACUUAGUUUCUCUGAUAUAUUUUAAAAACAAUUUGGCUGUGUAAAGCUAUACUCUUAAUAAGUAAAAAAAAAUAGUUUGGGCUAUUUUUUGGGACCAUAUAACUUCCAGACUGAAGACACACGCAGGCCUGACUUGCCAGUGAGGUGUGAAGAUCUCAUGUGAUCCCUCUCAUUCCUUCAUUAGACAAAUCACAUCAAACUGAUAAUUGUCUCAUGCAGACUUUAAAGAGUAAUUUCCCUCAAAGGCAAUCUAAUUAUUUUUCUUUUUAUCACAUUAUGCGUCUAUUUAGCCUUAUUCACACCCCAGUGAUAAAUAACGACGGGGAAGGUCGCAUUUUGGCACUUGAGAUUUUCUUUGAACUUUUUUCGCCUCAGCUGUGAACCCAUAAACCUCCGGAGAUCUGCUUCUAUAUAAAAACGCUUUGGCAAAAUGACCUUCACAGAAUCUCACCCUUAAUGUCAUCCUCGCUGCGUGGACGGCAAGAAGCCUCGGGAUAUUUCUAACAUGAACCUGGAGGUUGUGACAGCUAAAAUACUGUCUGACUGGAAGAUCCAUGACAGUACGUUUGGAGAGGAUCUGGAUUCCCUUCAGUCCUCGUCCCCGGAGCCCUCGGUGGACUCCAUGUGCUCUUCACCGGAGAUGUGCUACCCCAGCGGGCAUCAGGAUAUCAAUGAUUUAUCUUUCGGCUUCAAUGAACGCAGGGCGACUCCAGCAGAGCAGAGGCUGAGCAAGCCCAAGAUGUCCACCAAAAGACGCAUGAAGGCCAGCGAGAGGGAGAAGAUGCGGAUGAGGAGUCUUGCAGAGGCUCUUCACCAGCUCCGUGACUACCUGCCGCCGGACUACAGCAAGAGAGGCCAACCUCUGACCAAGAUACAAACCCUCAAAUACACAAUUGAAUACAUCAACAAACUUUCAGACAUCCUCAGCCGCGCGUAACGGACGCACAUGGACCACUUUUACGCAUCAGGUUUACUCUCAUCUGGACAUUUGAUGGAGUUAGCUAUAUAUCUCUGAUGAAUGCUACAUCUUUAAGAUAACUUAAUCAUUCGAUAUCAUUUCAUGUUUUUCCUUCUCUGUUUUUUGCCCUUCUCUUGAUGUAAAUAUUUUAGCGGGCACUUGGCAAUUAUUUUUGUAUAUGAAGAUGCCUGUGUUUGAAUUAUGAAUUCAGUAUCUGGAAAGAGAGUUUGCCGUUUGUUGAUUUGUAGCCUAUAUGUUUCGCUCACUGUAUCCUGAUGGGUGUGAAAUACAGCUUUACUAAAGAGGAAUCUCUCCAAUAUUCCUAUGUUUGUGUUAACAGAGAAUUUAGAAAAACUUUGUCAUCCUUGUUUUUCAUCUCUCAUACUUUGUGUGCUGGUGGGCUAUAUUUUAGAACUUAAG